CACACCUGCAUUUUUCAGGUCAUCGAAUCGUCGCCGUGGCUGUCUGUUCCGCCCUUGGACUGAUCACUCUAUCGCCGCCGGUCAGGUGUGACAAUGCCAGGGCUCUGUCAGUUCGAAGUGACGACCUGCAGUUCCGAAGAAACCAUCAAUGAGUUCGAGGCGUUGACACGCGACGCUGGACGCGUGCAGCAGGAUACACUGAAGAAGAUCCUCGAGGCGAAUGCCGAUGCUGAGUACCUCGCACGCUUUGGCCUCGACGGUAGGACUGACGCCGAGAGCUACAAAUCUCGCGUCCCUCUGUGUGUGCACAGCGAUGUUGAACCUUUUAUCCAGAGGGUUGCUCAUGGUGAUAGCUCAUCUGUGAUCACUCGGAAGCCCAUCACCGCCCUCUCCCUCAGUUCUGGUACAACACAGGGGAAGCCUAAGUUCCUUCCAUUUAAUGAGGAAUUGAUCGAGAACACACUUCAAGUAUUCCGUACUUCUUACGCAUUUAGGAACCGUGAAUACACUACCGGCAAAGGAAAAGCCUUGCAGUUCUUCUACUGCAGCAAGCAAGUCUCAACAGACGGUGGCGUCAUUGCUACGACUGCAACAACAAAUCUGUACCGGAGUCCACGCUACAGAGAAGGCAUGAAGGGUAUCCGGUCUCAGGGUUGCAGCCCUGACGAAGUUAUCUUUGGCCCUGACUUCCAUCAAUCCUUAUAUUGUCACUUGCUAUGUGGGUUGAUAUACUCGGACGAGGUCCGUUUCGUGUCAUCAACAUUUGCUCACAGCCUAGUGCAGGCAUUUCAGACGUUGGAAGAGGUCUGGGAGGACUUGGCUCCGCCUCGGCCCUUGUGUGCUGAUAUAAGAGAAGGUGUUCUCUCGGAAAAAGUCACGGUACCGUCAAUCCGCCAAGCUGUUUCAAGAAUUUUGAAGCCCAACCCUCAGCUUGCUGAUUGGAUCUACAACAAGUGUGUGAGAUUGAGCAGUUGGUACGGUGUGAUCCCAGCACUGUGGCCCAAGGCCAAGUACGUGUAUGGCAUCAUGACAGGGUCCAUGGAGCCAUAUCUGAAGAAAUUAAGGCACUAUGCUGGGCACUUGCCACUGAUAAGUGCUGAUUACGGUGCAUCAGAAGGAUAUGUUGGAUGUAACAUAGACCCCACAGUGCCACCUGAACAGGUGACAUAUGCUGUUCUGCCGAAUACUGGUUAUUAUGAGUUCAUUCCUUUGGAGAAAUCCACAGGGGAGAUGGAGAACAGCGCCUCUAUUCAUUACAUUGAGACUGGUCCUGUUGGCUUGACAGAAGUUGAGGUCGGCAAAAUAUAUGAAGUUGUACUAACUACCUUUGCAGGCCUAUAUCGUUACAGAUUAGGAGACAUCGUAAAAAUAGCUGGAUUCCACAACUCAACACCCCAGCUCCAGUUCAUCUGUCGUAGAAGUCUCAUGCUGAGCAUCAAUGUUGACAAGAACACCGAGAAAGAUCUCCAGUUUGCUGUUGAGGAGGCGUCAAAGCUCUUGGAAGGGGAGAAGCUGGGAAUUGUGGAUUUCACAAGCUGUGUGGAUACGUCUAGCGACCCGGGUCGCUACGUGAUCUACUGGGAGCUGAGCUCUGGAACCAGGGAUGAGGUCUUAAGCAGCUGCGCAAACGCCUUGGAUCUAGCCUUCGUUGACGAAGGCUACAAUGGCUCAAGGAAGAACAAAACCAUUGCCCCCCUCGAGCUCCGGAUCCUGAACAAGGGAACCUUCAAGGAGAUUCUGGUCCACUUCCUAGGCCUUGGUGGCUCGGUGAGCCAGUUCAAGACACCUCGGUUCGUGAACCCGUCUAACAGCAAGGUGCUACAGAUACUGAACAAGAAUGUUACCCGGAGUUAUUUCAGUACUGCCUAUGGGCUAUGACAAUCAAAAAGAACAAAGACUACUCCAAGGAGGUGCACGUAAUUGUCGUCCUUUUCCUAUCUAUUUUCAUGUUAUGUUUUAGUCUCCUGAAGAAGGAAACGUCUGUUUUCGUUUCCUUGGAAUAAUAUUUUCUUUCGUAUCCGGGUGUUGGCUAGGAUCUUUGUAAAUUACAAUAUGCAGCUAUAGCCUAUAGCAAAAGGUAUUAAAACAAAAAAGAAAGCCAGUGUUUGUCGGUCUUGUGAUGUUGUGCUAGGAGGUGGUACUCGAAAUAAACUAAGCAGCAACUUGUUUUAGAGCUGGUUAGUGUUU
Molecule: messenger RNA, 2187 nt
Organism: Lolium rigidum
Lineage: Eukaryota; Viridiplantae; Streptophyta; Magnoliopsida; Poales; Poaceae
Product: jasmonoyl--L-amino acid synthetase GH3.5-like
Exons: 6
Coding region: 94-1878 (594 amino acids)
Cellular component (GO): cytoplasm
Molecular function (GO): acid-amino acid ligase activity
Source: RefSeq, a predicted model, not a curated record